AUGUUUAACACGCUGGAUCAGUCAGAGUUUGCUCAGCCAGUGCCUCUGCCUUACGGAGCUUUCAAGUGGUAUUUGUGCCUAUGGUCGAUGAGGAAUAAGGAACGCUCUGGCGCUGGCGGCCGGAACGCCCAGGUGCCUGGCCGAGGCCAGAGCCGCGCCCCGGGCCGGCUCCUGCUCCUCCCGGGCGGCAGUCUGGCACGGGGUUUGAGCCCCGGCGAGUACGAGCACCUCCUCAAGAGCCCCAACGUCCGCAACGUCACCACGCAACUGGGGCAGACGGUGUACCUCCACUGCGUCGUGGACUCCGCUGCGGACCGCAUGAAGGCGAGCCGGCGAAUCGUCUCGUGGAUUCGUCUGCGGGACUUCCACCUGCUGACGGUGGGGCUGACCCGGUAUACGUCAGACGAGCGCUUCUCCACGGUGCACGUACAGUACUCCAACAGCUGGGCGCUGCAGGUGAAGGACGCGCAACUGAGGGACGCGGGCCUUUACGAAUGCCUGCUCAACUCCGAUCCUCCGGUGAGGCAGGUGGUCUCCCUCAGGGUGGUCGUGCCCAAGGCUCGCAUCGUGGGAGGUCCGGACCUGCACGUGGAAGCCGGAUCCGCACUGAACCUGACGUGCAGCAUCAGCGAAAGCCCCGAGGCGCCGGCGUUCGUCUUCUGGUACCACCAGGGCCGCCUGGUGAACUUCGAGCGUGGCGGCCGCGUCGUGGUCGCCAAGGGCCGCAACGGCUCGGCCGUGUCUAGGCUCCUGCUGCCGGCCGUCCAGGCCGCGGACUCCGGCAACUACACGUGCGACCCGGCCAACGCCAACGCCACCUGGGUGCUGGUGCACGUCCUGGAGAGCCAUCGCCGACUUGCGGCCGUCCAGAACGACGCCGGGGGCAUGGCCCUCACCUCGGACGUGCGCCCUGCCAGGAGCUCCUGGAGUGUGCUCUUGGCGUGCGCCCUGAUGUCUAUGGCAGCGUCCUGUCGGACGGCGGCGGCGCCACAUAGGUGACGGCGUUGAGGUCGCUGCCAUGCCCUGGCACCAAAUAUCGUG
Messenger RNA from Ixodes scapularis (black-legged tick), 1041 nucleotides. Its product is annotated as kin of IRRE-like protein 3. Gene Ontology annotation, cellular component: neuron projection membrane. Gene Ontology annotation, biological process: synapse organization. NCBI's taxonomy places the organism in Eukaryota, Metazoa, Arthropoda, Arachnida, Ixodida, Ixodidae. The record is from RefSeq and is a predicted model, not a curated record. The coding region runs from base 1 to 999 and encodes 332 amino acids. The transcript has 5 exons.